UUAGAUAGCUACAUGGUUAGUAGGUGAAUUGACUUAACUCUGAUAAGUUCACAUUUUUUGUUUAUCGUCAAAAUGAAAAAAUUUAUUGCAAUUGCUGUAUUUUGUGUCUUAAUUGCGUGUAUACAAAGUGCUCCGCAAUUCGAUCAACAUUUUCAACAACAACCAGAACAACAAUCGAAAUAUGUAGUUGCCGAUGGUCGAUUCCAUCAGGAUCCAAAUCUUGAAUACAAUUUUGAACAAAAGUUCGUAAACGGCGAGGAAUUCAGAGAAGAUGGUAAAUUCAAAACGGUUAGCGGUAUGGAUGUUAUUGUGACCAAAGGGUCAUAUACAAUUGUUGAAAAAGAUGGAUCCAUCACCGUUGUAAAUUAUACUGCUGACGAACAUGGCUUCCAUCCAGAAGUUGUGACAUCUUCACCGGCCCAAGGUUGAUCAUUGAAUUCGGUUUAAGUUUGCGGUUUCUUAAAUCGGUACCAUCAAUUAGAUAUAUUAUGAAUCAUAACAUGAUUUCCAGUACACCAAUUUUGUAUCGAUCUUUUUAAUAAACCAUGAAUUUAAUUUGAAAAUAAAAUA
Messenger RNA from Contarinia nasturtii (swede midge), 570 nucleotides. RefSeq names its product larval cuticle protein 1-like. The transcript is spliced from 4 exons. Lineage: Eukaryota; Metazoa; Arthropoda; Insecta; Diptera; Cecidomyiidae. Bases 73 to 429 code for a protein of 118 amino acids. The record is from RefSeq and is a predicted model, not a curated record.